Salvelinus namaycush (lake trout) is the source of this 782-nucleotide messenger RNA. RefSeq lists its product as uncharacterized. The record is from RefSeq and is a predicted model, not a curated record. Gene Ontology annotation, biological process: mitochondrial fusion. The transcript has 9 exons. Lineage: Eukaryota; Metazoa; Chordata; Actinopteri; Salmoniformes; Salmonidae. The annotation marks the transcript as partial.
AUGGGGCUGGACGGGCUUCUCUCCUCUUCAGCGUGGUCGGAGGCUGCCUCCUUCUCUACGCCCACCACUCAGCAGUUCACUGACCCAGAGCCUGAGGGCCACAACUGCUAUAAGGGUUGGGAGGAGGACCUGCUGCCUGAGGAGAGGGAGGUUCCUCUGCUAAACCUCUACCUUACCACCAAGAGAGUCGAGGACAUCGCCCUGAGGCUCGUCUCCCUGCGCCAGGCCUUCACUACCCUGCUUGGUUCCACCCUGAGCAGGAACCAUCUGUUUGUGGCGGGAAAGGUCCUCCUGGGCGCACUGGUUCAGGCCAACCACAUGGACGAGGCCAAGUUCAUCCGUACUUAUAACGACUUUGUGGACUACCUGAGUGACCCCUCCAAGCGGAAUGACAUUGAGAGGGAGCUGGCUGAGGCAAAGAUCCAUCAUGUGAACAUGAUAGAUGUCGUCUUUGAGCUGGUGCUGUUUGGGAUGAUGACAGCUCAGAAGUCCCUGAUGGUGCACCCCGGUGGGUUUGUGGAGCGUCUGUACGCUCUCCUGUACUCCUUCCUGCCCACUGCUGCCAACAUGGAGCCAGAGGCUGACAGAUACCUGCUGCUGCUCAAUGAUUCUUGUGACACUUUGCCACCCAAGAGGGAUCCAGACACCAAUGCACUACAUUACUUUAUGGUGCACAUGAAGGAACCACCUCCGGUCUCCCUGAGCGCAGCACCUCCCAGCUCCAUGGGCAUCGGAGCGCUGGUGCUGGGAGAUGGAACCGACAGACUCCGCUCUGGACAUCU